AUGGGCCAUUCUAAGAGUGUCUCGGAUGUUCGAAAGAGAGUUCGCAACCGUUGGUCGGCAUUUGAAUAUAGGAGAAAUGCCCACAACUCUGCGUCAACUGCGUUUGAUGAUGGCGGGAUUGAAAAUGAGAUGGUGCAUAACGAACACGAUGCUGAUAAUGUCGAUAAAGUAGGUACACCCGCUGUUGAGCCUGUGCCAUUAUUACAGACACAAGCUAAGAUGUCAAGUACUGAAAUCAAUGCUGCUCCCGUGGAAAUAAUAGAUUUAACGUCUGAUACUGAAGAAACGGAAGUUACUACGUCGGAUACAGACCUGGCGAACGAGGAAGUUCCAUUAGAGACAGCAGUAACACAAUAUCCAUUUAAGCUGAUAAAGUCCGAUAUAUAUGAUGCUGGUCGAGCCUCCCGACAUUUUAUCACCCUUCAGAGCAUAUUCUCAGAGCCGGGCUUGAAGAAAGUUUGGCUUUUUAGCUAUCAAUACGAAUUGGACUACAUUCUCCCGAUGUUCUGCGACGACGUUGAGGUUACAAUUAUUGCACAGGAGGGUACCGUUUUACCUCCAACGAUCAGAACUGCCAGCAUUUCAAAAUUAUUGUCGAAAAUGAAAACAUAUUUUAUUAACAUGCCUCCUUACACUUGUCACCAUUCUAAGAUGAUAAUCAAUCAGUAUUCAGAUUUCAGUUGUCGAUUAUUUAUUCCUUCUAACAACUUCACGUCUACUGAGACAAACUUGCCGCAGCAGGUCAUCUGGUGCAGUCCGAUUCUCCCUCCCAAGAAUAGUGUGUCUGGUGUGUCCAUUUUUAGAGAUGAUUUGCUACUCUAUCUCGACACUUAUCCCUGUGAUCUUAAACCGCUUUGUGUGGCAAUGGAGGCCGUCGAUUUUUCACGAAUUGAUAACGCAGGAGUUCAGUUUGUUUUCUCGGCACCAAAGCCAUCGCGUACAAAGAGGAGGGGUGAGCAUAUUACCUCCGGAAUUCGAUUAGCACAUCAAAAGCUGUCCAAAUAUCACCAUGCCGACCGAUCUGACCACACUUUUAAUGCAACUCAUCAUUACCUAUCACAAGUUUCAACAAUCGGCGCGCCCUUGAAAACAAAAUCGAAGAAACCUGCGAAUCUUUUCUCUCAUCUUAUGAUUCCACUGUAUUCAGGUAUCAAUCCAUAUAGUACUAAUCUUGGACGACAACGUAUUGACGAUGUGCCAGAGACUGAGGAAUUGAAGUACUUGUAUCGAAAACACAAAAUUAAGCCUUACAUUGUGUAUCCCACUGAUAGAGAAAUAAGGAGUUGCCCCAUGGGCUAUAUGACUGGUGGCUGGUUCCACUUUCACUGGAUGAAAACUGAUUUUACAAGACUGCAUUAUCGUAUACUAAAGCAAUGGGGCGUACUUCACAAACAGAGUUCUGAAGCAAAUAACCCUAGGGCAGCCACUCCAUCCCAUACAAAGUUUUAUAUGAAAGGAACAACUACAUCCCACGGACAGAAACCGUUUGAGCAAUUGGACUGGUGUCUGUUUACGACUGCCAAUUUGAGUGGCCACGCGUGGGGAACUACUACACGCAGACCGCAGAACUAUGAGGUGGGGGUCUUGCUAUGCUCAGAUGAAAAGCACGCCUUAACUGCGAAGAGCGCAAGUGAUCUGAUUUAUACUAAUUUUGAAGGCUCGGGAAGAUCAUUGAAAGAUGAAAAAGCUACCAUUUCACAUAAUACUUGUAUUUUGGUUCCAUUUACAAUUCCUUUGGGGCAGUACACUACCUCGGACGAAAGCUUUUGUAUAUCACACAACUACAUGCAACCUGAUUCCUUAGGAAAUCAGCAUCUCGCCACGUAG
Lachancea fermentati is the source of this 1827-nucleotide messenger RNA. NCBI's taxonomy places the organism in Eukaryota, Fungi, Ascomycota, Saccharomycetes, Saccharomycetales, Saccharomycetaceae. The record is from the annotation of a GenBank genome assembly.